AUGGAAAAUAUUGAUGAUGGGAAGUUCAUUCGGAUGGAGGUUAAGGAUGGGAAGUCAGCGUUCUUUUGGUUUGAUAAUUGGUUUCAGCUUGGAAAACUUAUCGACAUCACUGGCGCUGUCGGUACUCAGUAUCUAGGCAUACCUCGUAAUGCUAGAGUUUGUGAGGCAGUUUCUCACGAGCAGUGGAAUGUUAGAGGUCAUAGAAGGCGACACUAUCAUGCACUGCAUGAACGCAUUCAGAGAGAACCGAUACCAGAUGCUCAGCAAGGUAGUGACGUGGUAUUAUGGAAGCAUUCCGAUGAUGACUUCAAGCCCUGGUUCUCUUCUCUCAAAACUUGGGAGCAGAUUCGAGAAAAGGAGGCUAUGGUACCUUGGAGUCACGCUGUCUGGUUCACUCAAGGAGUACCGCGGUACACAUUUAUUGUCUGGUUGGCAGUCAGAAAUAGAUUAUCCACAGGUGAUAGAAUGAGAGCUUGGGGCAUACAGCAGAGCUGUGUUCUGUGUGGUGAGAGAGAUGAAACGCGUGAUCAUGUCUUCUUCGCAUGCCCCUACUCCUACACAGCUUGGGACAAGCUGGCAGGCAGAUUCAGUGGGAACAGAACAGACCCGGACAGGACGAGCUCUCUGCAAAUAGUGAACGCAAACAACCUGCAACUACUCGAUCGGAUCUUGUUGAAAAUGGUUUUUCAAACCUCCAUAUACCACAUAUGGCAGGAGAGAAACCAAAGAAGACAUCGCACGGUUUUCCGCUCGGUCGAUCAACUGAUCCGCACUGUCGACAAGGCAAUCCGCAACAUAAUCACUUCGCUGCGCUACAAAUCUGGUCAUGAGCUUGCUGGGCUGAUGCAAAGAUGGUUCAUGGCUACAGCAAAUACAUAG
Molecule: messenger RNA, 879 nt
Organism: Brassica napus (rape)
Lineage: Eukaryota; Viridiplantae; Streptophyta; Magnoliopsida; Brassicales; Brassicaceae
Exons: 1
Coding region: 1-879 (292 amino acids)
Source: RefSeq, a predicted model, not a curated record